Ostreobium quekettii is the source of this 840-nucleotide messenger RNA. Lineage: Eukaryota; Viridiplantae; Chlorophyta; Ulvophyceae; Bryopsidales; Ostreobiaceae. The record is from the annotation of a GenBank genome assembly.
AUGGCCGGCAGCAAGCUCCUCAGCGUCGCCCCAAUGAUGGACGUCACUGACGUGCAGUUCCGUCAUCUUGCCCGCCUUCUCUCUCGACACACUUGGCUGUACACUGAGAUGGUGGUGGACCAGACUAUCCGCCACAACCCAGUGACGGACAGGUUCUUGUGGUACCCACCGGAGCAGCACCCGAUCGCAUGCCAACUGGGCGGAAGCAACCCAUCAACCCUCAGAGAAGCUGCUCAAAUAGUGGCACAAUAUGGCUACGAUGAGGUCAAUCUAAAUUGUGGCUGCCCAAGUGACCGCGUGGCCGGUGCCGGGUGCUUUGGGGCUGCUCUUAUGCUCCAACCAGAGGCUGUGGCAAACUGUAUGGCUGCACUGAGGGAGGCGACAGAUGUUGCAGUCACUGUCAAGUGCAGAUUGGGUGUUGAUCAGGCAGACUCCUAUGAGGAGCUUUGCAACUUCAUAAAGAUUGUCUCUGAGGGUUCUGACGUUCGGCACUUCAUCAUUCAUGCCCGCAAGUGCCUACUCAAGGGUCUCAGCCCUCAUCAAAAUAGAACAAUUCCCCCAUUGAGGUAUGGCUGGAUCCAUGCCCUUAUUCGAGACUUUCCUGAUCUGGAGUUCAGCCUGAAUGGGGGAGUUAAAACAUGCGAGGACGUGCGGAGCAUUCUGGACUACCGGUCGCCAGAGGGACGUGGCGUGCGCAGCGUGAUGGUUGGUCGUGCUGCAUAUGAUAAUCCAUGGAAUAUGCUGGGAAAAGCUGACACCAUGAUUUUUGGAGCUGAAUCGAAUCCUGCUGCGAAUCGACGACAGGUAAUGCGCAGUCUGCAUGAUGUGCAUGGAACGUAA